Messenger RNA from Onychostoma macrolepis, 5123 nucleotides. It is a transcript of the gene snx19b, whose product is annotated as sorting nexin 19b. Gene Ontology annotation, cellular component: early endosome membrane; intracellular membrane-bounded organelle. The transcript is spliced from 12 exons. Lineage: Eukaryota; Metazoa; Chordata; Actinopteri; Cypriniformes; Cyprinidae. The record is from RefSeq and is a predicted model, not a curated record. Bases 159 to 3014 code for a protein of 951 amino acids. Gene Ontology annotation, molecular function: phosphatidylinositol binding.
GGAAUGCACUUCACCAGCUGAGGCGGAGGUAACGAGGAAGAAGCUGUCAAAACACUGCAAGGCCGUUCGAGUCGGCAUUUAAACAUGAAUUGGUUAUGGUCCAAAUUUGCACCUUACAUUCAUUACAUAUGCUGUUAAGGAGUACAUAAACCUCUGCAAUGUCUCAGCCUGAGCAUCUCAACGUGAGCCCCUGGGGCUUGUCUGAGUUUUUGGUCCAGAGGAGGCUGCUUGGUUUUGGGGCGCUGCUGGCCUGGAUGCUCUUGUUCCACCUGCUGGUCAACGUUUGGCUCCUCUGUGUCUUCACAAGCCUCUUAGUGGUCUUAGGUGGUUGGUUUGGUUCCCAGGCUGUCCUGGAUUCAGACAGCGUUGUUCACCUAGAGCGCUUUGUUAGGCUAGAGGAGAUCCCGCACAGUGCCGAGAGCGAGCGACAACUGCAAGAUGAGAUCCAGAAGACAGUCGGCAAGAUCAUACGCGACUUUGUCACCUCCUGGUACAACACCAUUUCCAAAGAAAAAGAGUUUGAGGAUGAGGUGCACAAUGCCAUGAUCUCCAUGGCAUUGGAGCUGAAGGGUCGAGCGACAAGAGUUGACAGGAAAGCUUUAUCUCAGAGGGUUUUAGACCUCUCUGGAUGCCACCUUCAGUGUUAUUUGAGUGCCAAGGAAGCCGUUAAACAUCAAGAGGUGGACAAAGAUGGAGAUCUCUGGGAGGCAUACAGCAAACUCUGUCCUCCUCAUCCCGCUCUUCAGAGCUCUGCUGUGGAGGUGAAUUACGUACGGGCCAUUGUGGAUCUGCUUCUCCAUGUUCUUGUACCUCCUCCACAUUUAGAAACCCGAACAGGUAGAUUUGUGGUGGGUGAACUUAUAAUGUGCAACGUUCUGCUGCCUUUAAUUGCAAAACUGUCUGACCCGGACUGGCUAAACAUGUUGAUUGUAAGCAUCUUCACUAAAUCCAGCGAAACAGCCCCAGAGCCAGAACCAGUAGAGGUUCAAGCUCCACCACAAGUUGUAUCUCCUCAAGAAAACACACUUCAAGGGCUUGAAAUUCCUUGUGUUCUGACCCUAAAAGUCACCUCAGAGACCCCUUCAGCAAUGGAGGCCCCAACACCAGAACUUGCAGCUUAUGAUGUUAUUGACUCCGCUGAUCUUUUUUCUCCACACAACCUGGAGGAAGACGAACCACGGUCAACCAAACCGUUUCCGUUGGGUUUUAGCCCCAGGGAUUAUCUGAGACUCGGUAAACCCAAUCCGUUCUAUCAAGAAACUGACUCUGAUUUGGAAUCUCCUCUAACGGAUUUCAAGCGAAGCUCCCUAGAAUCGCUGGUUCUGAUUGGUUCAGAGGAGACCCUUUCUGAAAGACUUGCCGAAUGCACCACUCCAGUUGAUGCUGUGUUAGACCUCGAGGAUGAACUUCCAACUUACACCAGUAUGGCAGAGAAGGAGCUAUCAGUACAUUCCACCGAAGAAGAGCCAUCAAGCUUUUGCGCUCUCGAGCCGCUGGAGAAGAGUAACUCGAGUGCAGACCAUCCAGGCCUAGUGAACCCCAGUGAGCUGGCUUUGAUUGCACCCGUCCAGGCUUCUUCACCCGCUGGGAUGGCAUCCAUGACACCUUUCAACUUCGAGCCCCUCAGCAGCCCAGAGGGUCCGGUCAUUAUCCAGAACCUCCGCAUCACUGGCACCAUCACUGCCAAGGAGCACCGAGGAACAGGCUCACAUCCUUACACUCUCUACACUGUAAAGUAUGAGACAGCCAUGGACUCUGAGAAUCCUGAAUCUUUGCAGCCCAUGGCCUAUCACACUGUCAACCGACGCUACAGCGAAUUCCUCAACCUUCAGACCCGUUUGGAGGAGAAACCAGAAUUGCGCAAGAUUCUCAAAAAUGUGAAAGGACCAAAGAAAAUAUUUCCUGAGCUUCCAUUUGGAAACAUGGACAGUGACAAAGUCGAGGCCAGAAAAGGUCUUUUGGAAACAUUCCUUAGACAACUUUGUGCCGUUCCUGAAACGGCCAACAGUGAGGAAAUGCAAGAAUUUCUCGCUCUAAACACUGAUGCAAGAAUUGCCUUUGUGAAGAAACCCUUCAUUGUUUCACGCAUAGACAAGAUUGUGGUGAAUGCUAUAGUGGACACCCUGAAGACGGCCUUCCCUCGCUCAGAACCACAGAGUCCUACUGAUGAAAUUGACGCAGAGCCUGAUGGGAAACUGUCCACUGACAAGAAAUCCAAGUCUCGAAUGAGGUUCUCUAGUAAAAUUGCCCCUGCUCUCAAUGUGUCUGACAUGAAACCCAAAGUUCUAUACUGCUUUGAUGAAAGCAGCUCUGUUUUCAAUGGCUUCUCAUUGAAUGAGCUGGAGAGCUUCAUCUCAGAGAAGGAGCGGUUUGAGGCUAAAGCAGGGUUUGAUGCUGAUGCAGAGAGAAGUGGAGGACCUAAAUGGGAUAUGAAAUCGUGCGCAUGUGCCAAAGCACUGCUACAGAAUGCACCUGCCUGUGACUCUGCUAGUGAGAAGGCUCUAUCUGACCAGGCCCUGAAUAUCUUGUGUGUGCUCAUGAAGGAUCAGUGGAGCUGGCUCUGCACAGAGAACAUCCAGAGGACCAUCAGACUGCUGUUUGGGACCCUCAUUGAAAGGUGGCUGGAGGUGGGUGUUGUUAACCUGACCUGUACGCAGUUUUGGGUGAUUUAUCUGCGGGUGCUGCAGGAGGCCAUCUGGCCUGGAGGAAGUCUGCCGGCUCAACCCAGACCCCAACGCAGCCAGCAGCAGAAAGAUGAGAGCAGAGAGCAGGCUCUGCAGUGCCUUAUGAAACUACUGCCAGAUCUGAUCUCUGAUAUGCUGGGCUCUGAGAAGUACAAGAUAUCUUGGCAGACGGUUGUGGAUUCUUUUCAGGACCCCACCAUAAACAGGCAUCUUGUGUACUGCAUCUGGGAUCUGCUAAUCGAGUUUCUCGUCCCCGAGGCAUCUGAUGGGGACUUUCAGAAAACACUUCUGCACAGCCUGUCCAAAAAUGCUGAGAAGCUGCCACCAUAGGUGUGCUGGGGUGGACUGGAGACAUAAACACACUUGCACAUGUACAUACAUAUGUACAUACGUAUCACAUACGAACGUGUGAUCAGUUAAAGUGUUAGGCAGGAACAUGUAAUCAAGAAAGUGUGGAUCUGGAUUCAUGACAGCCUGUGUCUGGCACCAAUUUGGUCUCCCUGUUUCUGGGACACAUGCGCACAUCCAGGCAGGCAUUGAUUAAUUACCACCUGUUUUGUGUUUUAUCAAACCACAAGUCCAAUCUCUAAAGCUCGACAUACCGGAUCUGAAUUAGUCGCAAGUUCUCCAACUUUUAUCCACCUUGUUCCCCCUUUAGCUUUGGGCAAAGCUCGUACAGAUGGACUGCGCAGAUCAUUUCUGCACCAUCCUGUUACGUGUUUCCGGUCUUUCAGUCUUGAUAUACCUUUACUUUACACACAUUCCCAUCUUGUGCACAUAUGCACUUGAUCAUUUUGCUUCUAGCCUUCUUCAGAGAGGCUUUAGAGGUUGUAUUGGCCUUAUCUCUCGAAGUAAGAAAACCUGUUUUCCACAAGUUUCCUCUUGAAGUAUGAAAUUCAUCACUUCUGCGCCUGGUGUCACGGUAAUGCUGUACAUGCUUUGUGUGCUUUCAGUCAGCUUGUGAAGCCUUUAAAUGUAAUGUCUCUAUUCACAACCUCUAAGUGGUUAGAUGCCUCUAUGGAAAAAGAAAAGGUCAUGUUGAUUCAGCAAAAAUGGCCUGUUUUCAGCAUUUGUCUUAUUUACUCUGUUAUUUAAGUAUGCAUAUAAGUUUAAGUUUUCUUAAAGAGAUAGUUCACCCAAAAAGGACAUUCCAAUCCUGUAUUACUUAUUUUUUGUGGAAUAUAAAAGAUUUUUUGAGAUAUGUCUUUCUUUCCCCUUAUAAUGGAAGUCAAUAGUCACCAAAACUGUUUGGUUACCAACAUUCAAAAAAUGUCCUGUGUUUUGCAGAAAAAAAAGUCAUACAGGUUUGGAAACAAUUUUGGGGUAAACUACUCCUAUAAGUAUGUUUAUUUCUUUACAAAGCAGCUGAGUUCUAACAAAUAAUAGAGUAUUACAUGGUUCUGGUUUGUGGUUUACUUACUUUCUUAGAAUUCUAGCACAAUGAAAUGAUGUCUUAAUUGCCUUAAUGUGUAUAAAAUACAAAACUAUCAAAUGGAUGCACAUGUAACUCUUAAAAAGACUGGAAAAAGCCUUGUCAUUCCUUAAAGGGAUAGUUCACCCAAAAAUGAAAAUGCUGUCAUUAAUAAUAAUGUCGUUCCAAACCUGUAAGAUCUCCGUUCAUCUUCAGAGCACAAAUAUUUUGUAUACAUUUGUAUACAUAUUUUGUAUACAAAUGUUUGAUGAAAUCCAAGAGCUCGACAAUGUAACUGAAAUGUUUCCAGACCCAGAAACGUAGUAUGGACAUCGCUAAAACAGAAGCUAGAAGAAUAUUUUUGUGUGCAAAGAAAACAAAAAUAAUGACUUUAUUUAACAAUUCUUCUCCUCCAUAUCACGUGUUUCCGCAAUUAUUGAAUAAUAUAAUAAUUAUUGAGAGUACCUCUGCACAUAAACAGCGCAUGUUCAGUUGCGUUGCUGUCUAUGGAGGAUCAGAAAGCUCUUGGAUUUCGUUAAAAAUACCUUAAUUUUUGUUCCGAAGAUGAAUGAAGGUCUUCCAGGUUUGGAAUGACAUUUGGGUAGUUAAUGACAGAAUUUUCAUUUUUGGGUGAACUAUUGGGUGUAAAUAGUUUCCAAAUCUGAAAAGUAUUACUGUCAAAUUUUUUAUUAGCAUUAAUAUGUCAUCUAGUCACCAUUCCGCUAUCUAGUAGUUGCGUAAAAUAUUCCUGUCCUUUCUGUAUGUGAUGGCUUGAGCUCCUGUGCAUGCAGAUUUAGAUUGAGGUUUUGCACUGUGAGCCCUGUUGCCCAGUAUGCAUUACAGUGGCUUAAUGGCUUUGUUACAAUGUACUUGUGCUUAAAGCGCUGAAUGUUGCACUAUUUGUAAUUUUGUAAGUGAUCUGGUCGUAUAUGUUGUCCGUCUUAUGUUGUUCUGAUGUGUACUGAAAUAAUAUUAUAAAGCUGUUGAUGUUGUCAUUGAAUUAAGACGAGAUGCAUUUUAAAUUAUCA